AGGGAAGAAAGAAAUGAAAAACAUGGUAAUAUUCUGCUCUGACCCACAUGCUCAUUACAAUCAUGAAAAGCAAAUGGCGUAGACAGAGGACUGGCGAAAGCAGGGGCUGAUGAACAAACCCCCAUGAGCCAUCAUCCGCCUUUGCUUUAUGUUGGUCUCGCGCUUGCUUUUGCUUUUGCGGGUUGUGUGUUUUUGUGAUCGUUUUACUUUAGCUUUACAGAUUUAAAGGGAGGGGGGGCACAUUGCGCUCAUCAUUCCCUCUCUGCAAGCCUCUGUCCAUUUGGUUCCCUUGAUGCUUGACACCGGAGCUCUGGUUCAAUCAUGUUCAUGAACACCCUUUGGGACUUUUUGGAAGAAAUCGAUUAAGAUAAGAGAUGGGUUCGCUGGGAUUUCUCAGAAUACCUAAAUUUCAGUCCCAGGGAUUAGUUAUAUUUUGGGCUCUCUUUCUCGAAAUGAAAGGCAUUUUUAGCAGUAGCACAAAGAUUUGCUAAGGAGGAGGAAGAGUCUUUUUUGUUAUCUGAGAACCCAGGAAAUUGAUAGUCUCUGAAGUGCUCUCAUCAGUGUCUAUAUCUGUAGCAAUUUGUCUUCUUUCUUUAGGAACUUGGAAAAUCAAGUGUUUUGUCAGUUGGGUUUGUUGGCCUGCUUAGCCAUAGAAUCACCAUCAUAUGCUCUAAGUGUAAAUUUUGGAAAAUAUGGCUGAAAUUCGACUUACGAGGGUGGAACAAGGCCAGACAAAAAUAAAGAACGUUCCGAUUGCUGUUACUCCAGAGGGUUUUUGGUGCUGUCCCUCUCCUGCAGUGUUUCAGAAGAGCAUCAAAGUUCAAAACACUGUAAACAAGCCAAGACCAUCCUCACCUCCAAACAAGUCUAAUAUCCAGAAAAAACAAGUCCCAGUGACUGAGAAAAGGCCGACAUCCACCCCAUUGAGGUCAGGAGUGGUUUCUGAGAACCCAAGUGCCGCAGCCGACACUCCUGCUGUUAGUGCACCUGUAGCUCCCGAGAGAACUCCGAGACCGAAAACAGAUCAUUUGCCAAGGAAGGUGUCAAUUGAGUUUGGUGAACCUGGGACUAGUGAUAUGAAGGUGAUUUUGCUAGGGAAGCAGGGAUUUUGUGUGAAGUUAAGCGUCCACCGGAAUGUUCUAGUAGAGAAUAGCAGUUUCUUUGCCAAGAAGCUUCUGGAAGAAGAGGAGGCCUUGCCUUGUUUAGAAAUCGAUGAUUGUGAGAAUGCUGAGAUAUACGUUGAAACUGUCGGACUAAUGUAUUGCAAAGAUAUGAAGCAGAGGAUGAUCAAGCAAAGUGUUCCCCGAGUUCUACGCAUACUUAAGGUUGCAGAAGCACUUGGCUUCAACCAAUGCAUACGCUCGUGUGUGCAAUAUUUGGAAGCUGUUCCUUGGGACGGCGACGAUGAAGAAGAGAAAGUAGUCUCGUCCAUCUUGCACCUCCAGGGUGAAGGCAUUGGCGUCACUCCCAUACUGAAGAGAGUCUCUUCUAAUGCCUCAGCUCCAUCAAACGACACGCUCUCCCAAAUAAUGGAUAUGGUUCUCAAGAGUAACGAGGAAAGAGGUCGCCGCGAGAUGAAAUCCAUCGUGCUGAAGCUCCUCAGGGAGAACAACAGUAGUCUUCCUAGUUGUAAUGAAGCCAUUUAUAACUCGUGCAGGAGCUGUUUGAAUGCAUUAGUCUCUUGUUUCAAGCAAGCCACUGAACUGGACUCAGACGAUAGCACUAUUGCUGGCAAAGAAACGUUGGCAAAGCAGAUAGCCUUGGAGUCCGAUAACCUCACUUGGCUGCUAGAGAUUUUAGCCGACAGACAAGUUGCAGAUGACUUUGCCAUCAUGUGGGCUGGCCAACAAGAACUGGCGACCUUGCACGGGAAACUUCCUGUAAUGUCACGCUACCAUGUGAGUUGCAUCACGGCACGGCUCUUUGUCGGGAUUGGAAGAGGGCAGUUGUUGCCGUCCAAGGAGACGCGCCAGAUGUUGUUGAAGACCUGGUUGCAGCCAUUGAUCAACGAUUACAGCUGGUUGCAACACGGGUGUAGGUCCUUCGAUCGUAAGGUUGUGGAAGAAGGGAUCGGUAGGACGAUCUUGACCCUACCAUUGGAGGACCAGCAGAGCAUUCUGCUUUCCUGGUUGGGCAGCUUCUUGAAGGCUGGCGAUAACUGCCCGAAUCUUCAGAGGGCAUUCGAGGUCUGGUGGCGCCGUACUUUUGUUCGGCCGUAUGUGGAAUCGCAGGGGAAUUCUCUCCACAUGGAUAACAUGAUAGCUCCGAAAUAAGGAAGUGAAAGAAAUGUCUUUGCUAGCAAGGCUUUGUUUAGGAUUAAUUGAGUGGAUUUCUUUGGUAAACAAUCUUCAAGCAACCUGGAAAUUGCAAGAGUAGAGAAAAGAGAAGAAAUCUUGCAUCGGCCAGACUCAACCGCUUGAAGAACUUAGAUAUCCGUCUGUGGUGAAACAAAGACCAGACAUUGUGUGAUCUGGACUUCACCAAUACUCUAGAUCGAAAAUGCGGUGAAUUGCUUUGUAUAUAGAAGCUUUCUGAGGAGCGUGCUUGAAGUUGCUUCUUGAUGCAAUUGUUUGAUCAUCUAACAAGUACAUGCACGCACGGUCUGACUACAGCACCGUGACUCUCAGGGUAUAUCGGAACUGAAUUUCUUAACUAUUCAAGAUUGCAUUGAUUGCCAUUUCUUAA
Molecule: messenger RNA, 2685 nt
Organism: Syzygium oleosum
Lineage: Eukaryota; Viridiplantae; Streptophyta; Magnoliopsida; Myrtales; Myrtaceae
Product: BTB/POZ domain-containing protein At3g50780
Exons: 4
Coding region: 693-2273 (526 amino acids)
Source: RefSeq, a predicted model, not a curated record